Molecule: messenger RNA, 318 nt
Organism: Ustilaginoidea virens
Lineage: Eukaryota; Fungi; Ascomycota; Sordariomycetes; Hypocreales; Clavicipitaceae
Exons: 2
Coding region: 1-318 (105 amino acids)
Source: RefSeq, a predicted model, not a curated record
AUGCGCUGUCGAGGUAAACUGGUAGAUGAGUCUGCGGGGGAUCACGGAGUGCAUUGUUCAAGCAAGCUGCAGAUUCAAGCCAGUCGUGGCCGAUGCCCUCCCGAGCAGUCACAUCACGGCAAUGCUUCCAAAAUGCAACCAGCUCUAGCUCUUCUCAUGGUAUGCUCUGUCGAUAUGAAUUCGCCCAUAUUUCCAUACGUCACUAUUCCUGCCGCUCGUCCCAUCAACUCCAUUAAACCAAUCCAUGCCCUCUUCAUCCUUCCGUAUCCCGUUAUAGAUGUCGCUUACCCCGUCGCGUUCUCCUCCGAGAGUCAUUAG